Molecule: messenger RNA, 1775 nt
Organism: Triticum aestivum (bread wheat)
Lineage: Eukaryota; Viridiplantae; Streptophyta; Magnoliopsida; Poales; Poaceae
Exons: 4
Coding region: 530-940 (136 amino acids)
Source: RefSeq, a predicted model, not a curated record
AACACCAGUUCAUCUCCUCUUGGUCUGAAAGACUGAAACUUAGCUUCUACGUAGUACAAACUUCAGACUUCAAGUUCAACCUCAACUUGUUAGGUUAAGCAGCUAGCUAGGUUUCACGGCGGAGGUGCGGACAUGGCAGCGACAGUCACCCUCUCUUUCACUGCAAAGCUCGGUUUCACUUUCACGGCGGCGGCGAGCGCUGGCAAUGGCGACGGCGAGCGAACAGCGACGGAGUUCGAAGGUUUUUCCCCCUUGCGCGAUUGGGCUUCGUUUAUGGGCCGAACGGUUUUAGGCUUUUGCUGGGGGUGCUUGCCACGUUCCAUCCGAUGAGGCAUCGACGGGCGCUAGACAUCCACGUCCCUCUGCAGUAGUUGUUGCUACGUUCCUCGCUAACUGGCCCUGCUCGCCCCCGACUGCAUCCGCCCCUGACUCAACCGCGCCGCCCGCCUGUUCAUCCUCAAAGCGCACCCUCCCCCGUUUCUCUCUCCUCUCCUCUCCUCUGUUCCCCCUCGGGGGCCUCCUCAACAAGAUGCUCCGCUCAUGCUGGAAUCUGCACCGUGUUUCCAGAUCUGCUCAUGAAUCCUUCUUGAUGGCCAGAAACAUUGCAGCACAUAGCCAAACGAAUCGGCCCAGCCACCUCCCUUGGGCUUGGGGCAAUGCUUUUUCCUAUUGCACCUCCAGUAAUACCCUCGGUGAGCAAUUUGCCUUUAUCAAAGGGAAAGAUGGAGCAGAAAUUAUGAAGGAACCCAAGCUGGUCAAUGUGAGGUCGGCCGACAUCUAUCCUAAUAGCAGCCAUCGCGAUGGGUCUAUAUACAAAAACUCUAUUCUCCAAAGCAUAGGUCAUGUUACAAAGCGUGAUGAGACACAACUGGAGCCAAUGAAGUUUUCGGAUCCCACUAAUUGCUUUCCUGACCAGCAAAGGGUUCUCUCAUUGAGAUGACUGGCCCUAAGAGGGGCAUUAAUAUGCUCGGUGAUGUUCUAGUUGAGUUUGACAUGAGGAUCAAGACAGGAGGGCAAAAAGAAGAUGAUGAUCUGCAACUUAUCGACGGUGUAGUAGAGUACAGCAAAGCAAAUGCACCUUUUCGUCCAUUCACAGAGCGCAUUAAUGGUAAUUGUGGUGCAGUUGACAUCACUUUAGCACAAGUUCCUGAUGCAGUGGAGGCCACAAUAGAUGUUGUCAUAUCAAAAAUGCAGAGUGGAUUUGAUUUAUCUCUCAGCUCGUUUGUGUUUAUUGGUGGGUCACAUAAGGAGAUUGAGCUCUUUUGCGGUAUUAUUGGUGAGUCAUGUGGUUUAACAAGAAGGCAUGUGAUUGCUAUACAGGAGGAUACUUGGAUGUAUUUGAAGUUCAAGGUAGGUCAGAAAGGCUCUAAUUAUAAUGAUGUAGAACGGUAUUGUCAGUUCAAAGCAAACAUUCAUGGAUGUGCCUAUCAAGAAAUAAUGCUUAAGCAUGCCUCUAUCUGGGUGAAGGUGACUUAGUCGAUCAUACCAUAAAGUUGUUGUGUUCCAUAUUCAAAUUUGAGUUGGACUAUUUGAUCUUGCACUGAAUACAUGUCUAAUUGGCACCGGAUCAAUUUCUUCAAGCUCUAAGCUCCCUUGGAAUAGAGGUGAGAUUUCUCUCACUUUGGUGUACGUGGUGUCCUUGGGUAUUAGUAGGGGGCUACUGCAGGUGGUUCCAGCUACCGAGGAUAUGGCCAAGAUGCACGCGAGGACCAUCUUGCUCGUGCUACUAUCUUCUCGCUCCCUAGCCCAACCUUUGUCUUUCUGUAAAUUGGCAU